This is a messenger RNA of Ceraceosorus bombacis, 328 nucleotides long. The record is from the annotation of a GenBank genome assembly. Lineage: Eukaryota; Fungi; Basidiomycota; Exobasidiomycetes; Ceraceosorales; Ceraceosoraceae.
AUGAUCGACUCAGGCACACCGUGUCCGGGCCUCUCACACCUUCAUCUCAUCUUCGUCAUUAGCAACAAGGGCAGCUAUCCUCAUUAUUGGCGAUCGCCCAUCAAGCUCUUAGCUUUGGCGAUCGCACUGCCUCAUCUGCGUUCGCUUGCGGGGCGCGCGUCACAUCGAGUCACGCGUCGAGCCCCUUGCGACGAGCUCCGCUAAUACCCUUCUCAUCCCAUCGAUUCCGUGUACCACACUCGCACGCGUUGCGCCACGACAGCGGUGUAUCGACUCCGAGAGCGCUGUAGCUUCGUCUCCCUACUGAUGAGCGUGACGAGCCGCACGA